AUGGACCGUUGGUUGAAAGGUGGACAUUUUAAUAAGAAGCCUGUUACAGAGGAAUCUCUUAGUACUCAGUCCGUAGAAGGCAGAAUCAAUGACGAAAAUGGUAGUCAAGUAGUUCAUCAUUGUAAUUCAAAUGCAAAUGGCUUCAUAAAUCCGAUCAAAAAACGUAAAUACAACGAAAGUUAUUUAGAGAUAGGGUUCUCAGAAACUAAUGAUUGCCAGCCACAGUGCGUUAUUUGUUUGAAAAACCAUCCGGAUUAUGAAGGUAAAAAGACUGACUAUUUUAAACGAAAGCGCACUGAACUAUUGGCUGUUCAAAACAAAAUAAAAACACACGUUCAAACUGACAACGAAAAUGCAUUGAGAGCUUCUUAUAUGGUGAGAUACCGCAUUGCUCAAAAAGGUGAAGCUCAUACUAUUGCUGAAACGCUUAUAAAACCAUGUCUUAUUGAUAUAGCAACUUGUAUGCUUGAAGAAAAAUUUGCCAAACAGUUGUCAACAAUUCCUUUGUCAAACAAUACUGUUGCGCGACGAAUAGCAGAUUUAGCUACAAAUGUAGAACAAACACUUGUCUCUAUUAUUAAAUACAGAAAAUUUGCUCUACAAAUGGACAAAUCAACUGAUGUGGCAGGUCUAGCUAUUUUGUUGGUGUUUGUUCGUUACGAAAAUAUUCAUUCUUUUGAAGAGGACCUUUUAUUUUGUCGACCACUUUUAUCAAAUACGACGGGGGUCCAAAUUUUCGGAUAA
Aphis gossypii (cotton aphid) is the source of this 744-nucleotide messenger RNA. RefSeq names its product zinc finger BED domain-containing protein 5-like. The record is from RefSeq and is a predicted model, not a curated record. Bases 1 to 744 code for a protein of 247 amino acids. The transcript is spliced from 2 exons. Lineage: Eukaryota; Metazoa; Arthropoda; Insecta; Hemiptera; Aphididae.